AUGUUCCAUCAGUAUAACAGGACGUUUGGUGAUUUACGUGCUACUGUUCAAUGCGUAUCAUUCCUGUCGGUUGUGGAAGCGAAGUUCACUGUUCGCUCUGAUUAUUACGGAAGAAGCACGGAGUUUGAAGAACUGACAGUUAGUUAUAAAUAUAAGAGUGAAAAACUGGAGGACUGUGAAAAGGCAUUGGAGGAGCUUGGUGGCCAUCUCUAUGAGUCGAAACUCAAGGUUGUGGAAUUGAAAGAGGAACUUCUGCCACUAUCCGAAGCGGAAUGGGAGAAAGAUGCUAACGUGGCCAACUGCAAAGGAUGUAAUCUGCAGUUUAGCAUGAGCAAGCGAAAACACCAUUGCAGGAAUUGUGGCUCCAUAUUCUGCAAUUCAUGUACGGAUGCACGAGUCAAGCUACCUUCAAAUGCGAAGCCAGUACGAGUAUGCUUACACUGCUACAAUCUCUUGCGUUCCCGGCACAACUCGACACUGGAAGAAAACCCCACAUAA
Messenger RNA from Gongylonema pulchrum, 498 nucleotides. NCBI's taxonomy places the organism in Eukaryota, Metazoa, Nematoda, Chromadorea, Rhabditida, Gongylonematidae. The record is from the annotation of a GenBank genome assembly.